Molecule: messenger RNA, 1255 nt
Organism: Cotesia glomerata
Lineage: Eukaryota; Metazoa; Arthropoda; Insecta; Hymenoptera; Braconidae
Exons: 7
Coding region: 290-826 (178 amino acids)
Source: RefSeq, a predicted model, not a curated record
UGACUCUUAAGAAGAAUUAGAAGAUCCACAGUUACGUUUACGGAUUCCAAAAAUAAAAAAUCCAUCAGCACUCGAGUCAUCAACUUCAGAGGAUGAAGAAGUCGAUCUGACAAAAAUUAAAAGACGUCGAAAAAAUAAAAAACAAAACAUAGUUGCAUCUAAAAAACAGGGAAUAGACGAAAUUUUGAAAGCUUAUCAGUUUAACAGUGAAAUAAAAAACACAGAACAGAUUAAUGAUAACAACAUUGCUGAUAGUUCAGAUGAAACUGUGGAUGCAGAGAAUGAAAACAUGGAUAGAGAGAUCAAUGAUGUAGGUAAUGGUGAACAAUUAUCAGGAAAUAAAAAUUUGGACCUGCCAGAGCAAAUCAGCAAUGGAAAUAGCACAAUUAUUCCUGAGACAUAUGAGGGGGAAUCUUUAGUGACAGAUUACAAACCCGUAGAAGAAGACAACGAAAACAAUAAUUGUAAGUUGCAUGAUGGCAAUAAAAUCACCGAGGCAAAACAGAAUUUGGAUCAAUCGAAAGAAAUCAACAAGAAAAAACUUAAUUCCAUAUCGAAAGCUACAAAGAGGGAUUUGUCUGAAUUAACUGCAGAAGAUAUAGGAGAUGUCGAAGGCGAUGAUCACAACCUUCAUGAUGGCAAUGAUAUUACAAAAAUUAUCAAAAUGGGCAAAGGAAAAUUUUUGCUUGCAAAAGAAAAUAAGAAUCCAAUACUAGCAGCCAAGAAGGUAACAUUUGAUGUCACACCUGGAACUAGCAAGAAUGGGAAACCAAGCUUUAAAUCAACGAUUAGAAGGAGAACAGGCACUACCUCAACAAGAAUUUGAGCGACGUCAACAUUUGCGAGCAGAACAGCAACGACGCUUACUAGAAGCUGAACAACAACAACAACAACAACAACAACAGCAGCGACUUAACAAUGAUAACGACUACUACUUGCAUAAUGACCAGUUCCUGCUCGGUGAUAAUUUUUUCAUUUCGAGCGCUUCGUUUCGUGAUGCAAGCAAAGAAGAUACACCAUCACGAUUUAUCACUGCGAUGGCUCAUGCUAUAUGGAGAUCAGAGCUGUUGGCUACAAGAGUUGUAAGAAAACAAAAAAAUACAGGUGAACGAGACCCUCUUACGUCGAGGAAAGUUGAAUUGUUGUCGUAUCACUUCGAAAACUUCAUGAGAACGCGAAAUUUUUCGCAAGAAAGGAUUCGUAUUGAGCUUAAAAAACUCAAUACAUACUUAGGUCGAGUAAUAACGUCAGCAAA